Molecule: messenger RNA, 1249 nt
Organism: Chanos chanos (milkfish)
Lineage: Eukaryota; Metazoa; Chordata; Actinopteri; Gonorynchiformes; Chanidae
Gene: il2rgb
Product: interleukin 2 receptor, gamma b
Exons: 8
Coding region: 97-1017 (306 amino acids)
Biological process (GO): cytokine-mediated signaling pathway
Cellular component (GO): membrane; external side of plasma membrane
Molecular function (GO): cytokine receptor activity; protein binding
Source: RefSeq, a predicted model, not a curated record
GUUGCGGAAGUAAGGUACAUCCUGUUUUAGACUGACAAGAGAACCCUCAGACGUUUAGACGCGGCCAUGUGCUGUGACUGACGUUGGUGAUUGAGGAUGUUUUUGACAUGUCUUGUGUUACCGUUACUUUCUCUGGCGACCACGGCAACAGAACAUCCUAGUGUAAAAUGCAUAAUUAUCAAUUUGGAGUACGUGCAUUGCACUUGGACUGCACAGAGCUUACCUGCAUACAACUACACAUUCAACAGCUCACUUCAGGACGAACCUCACACAGAGUGCCCCAGGUAUCUACAGCGACAUGGUUAUAAUAUAGGCUGCCUUGUCCCACUUCAGAGUCCAGAGGACAGGUUCGGCGAAUUCAGCACCAGUCUGUUCUAUGACGUAAACAGCUCUGUUUCCCUCACACAUAAGCUCAGGAUGUCAGUGAAACUGAAUCCACCAUAUAACCUGACACUGACAUUGAAUGGCUCAUCUGAGCUUUGGCUACACUGGGAAUACAACGCUCCCGGGAGAAGCCGAUGUAUUGUCAGUCAGGUUCGAUAUAAGAAGAUGCCCAGUGAAUGGCAGCUCUCACCUAACGUCACUGUUACGUCAUUCAGUUUACCAGAGGUCUCGGGGGAUGUUGAGUACACCUUCCAGGUCAGGCUAAGUGUACAUGACCUGUGUGGUUCUUCCCUUUUCUGGAGUGACUGGAGUGAACCUGCUUCGUUCAAACCAAAAAAACGCUUUCCUUUGGGGCUGCUUUUUGUCAUCUUUGCAACCACGCUUUUGAUCGCCCUGGCCAUUUUGCUGUGCUAUUGUGAGAGAAUAAAGGUGAUUUUGCUACCCGCGGUUCCUUCUCCAAGCAAGAAUCUGCAGGAUCUCUUCAGUAGAUAUGAUAGCAACACUGAGAGCUGGGCUCAUAUCUCCAGAGACCUAAAGGAAGCCUUUGAGACUGGCAAUGCAGAGCCGAGAUGUGUCCUGUGUAAAGCAGGAGACUGCUGCAAGCCUGUCUCUGUACAGCUGGGUCCCCCCUGAACAAGCUGUGGGAGUCAACCUGCUCACAUCACAUCUCCAAACCAGUGUUCUAGUGGUGGCUAUUUUAGAAGUAGUCAAAGAUUGGACAUAGAGUACACGUUCUGACAUACAUCUUAAUAGUGACAUGUAAUAAAUGCUGACAUUUUAAAGUAAAACGGUCAUAAAUCUUGUAAAAUGUUGAGAAAUAUGUGUUGAAUUACCUGUGCUCUUAUUAAAAGUCAUAAAUAUGUAA